Molecule: messenger RNA, 1239 nt
Organism: Caenorhabditis remanei
Lineage: Eukaryota; Metazoa; Nematoda; Chromadorea; Rhabditida; Rhabditidae
Exons: 7
Coding region: 1-1239 (412 amino acids)
Source: RefSeq, a predicted model, not a curated record
AUGAGAAAAUUGAGUGUCCCUUAUAUUUCAGCUUUAAUUCUAACUCCACUAAUUAUUAUUUCUUUACUGUGGCUUUUACUGAUUCAUAGUCACCAGAGAGAUGAAAUUCAAGUGUCUCUAAAAGCGAAGAAAUACUAUCAAGAAGUGAUGAGAAGUAGAGCGGAAGAGAAAAAUAUAGCAUUAUUGUCGGCGUUCGAUUUUGAAGAUGGUUUUAUCACAUCAGCAACAUCCAAAGUUCUUUUGAAAGGAUCCUCAGUUUACUGUCACUAUUUUGACAAAAAUCGUCGUUCGAUUCCCGAUUCGUCGAGACAAAUUUCAAUGUUCACAGAGACAAUUGCCAGAUGUCCAAAACCUGAAAAUUCUGAUUCAAGAUUCAUUUCUUUGAGUUAUUCGUUCCGAAAAUCUCCUCAAUUAGUUCCGAUUCCUGUUCAAAAGCGGCAAUUCUUCGAAACGAAACACGAUUUGACAGUCUGUGUCGAGUUGGAACUGGAACCAAAUUGGCUGGAAAUUACUGCAUUUAUCGAGUAUCAUCAGAAUCUGAAUAUCAAGUUUUUCCAUUUCACAACGAUUGAUUUGGAUGCAUACACAAGAAGGAUUCUCGAUGAUUAUAUUAGAUUAGGAGUUGUCAAACUGACUUCGUUAAGAAGUUUCAGAAAUUUGACUACAGUAACUGACGACUAUAAGACUAUUCAGAGAACUAACUGUUUGCUUCAAUCCAGAUCAGAUUCCAAAUUGGUUACUUUUCUGAGAAUUAAUGAACGAGUUGUGGAUAUACCGUUUUUCCUGCAAAACUUGAAAGGAGAUGAUGUUACAGAAACAAGAGUUGUUACAAAGACUCUAGAGAUGGAUAGUACUUUGAAAAGAUAUAAAAAUGAAACGGAAACAAGAGAUAUUCUUGGAUCUUUUAGUUAUAAAAGGCAUGUUCAGUUCAGAAAAGUGACUGAUCCAAAGAAUAUUCAAUCGAUGGAUCAGAUAUCAGAGGAUUUUGUAUAUAAGAAAGCCUCAAUAUUCACCCCUUCUAUCCCAGAAUCUGUGACGUCUUCUGUUCUAUUUCGAGUCAAAUACAACUACGACACCCGUCCGAUAUAUUGUGAUGAAUUCGAUAUAGAAGUGUUGUCAUGGUGCCCGGUUAACGUAUAUCAUUGUCAAUUCCGAGAUGAAACAAGCAAGAAAAUAAUUCUAGAGAAACGAGAAGAGGCAAGAAAAGUUAGAUAUAAGCAGGAAACUAUUCGAUGGUAG